CAGGCUAAAAGGCUGAAUUCUUCUGUUGUAUUUGCUGCUCAUGUGAAGAACCUUUUUUGGAGGACAAGAUGGCAGAUAUUAUGGCAAACCUGAAAACAUUUCAGCCAGAUUAUGGGACAGGGACAAAUGAGCUUGUGGUGCGUCUGAAAGGCCGUGCCAAAGGCCUGACCAUAAAUGCCUGUGCCCAUGCACUGUUCUUCUGCAAAUUGCUCCAGGCCACCAGGUAUUCCAGGCAGAAAGAGGAGAAAAGUAAGGAUGAGACUGCUUGCGCCCAGGACAACCAAAGCCUGAAGAUUGGGAUUAUUGGUGGAGGCCAUAUUGGGAAACAGCUUGCUAGGAUAUUGUUACAGUUGAGCGGCAUUUCAGAAAAGAACAUCCAGAUCUCUACAAGGCGGCCAGAAACGCUAU
Molecule: messenger RNA, 408 nt
Organism: Sceloporus undulatus (fence lizard)
Lineage: Eukaryota; Metazoa; Chordata; Lepidosauria; Squamata; Phrynosomatidae
Product: NADP-dependent oxidoreductase domain-containing protein 1-like
Exons: 2
Source: RefSeq, a predicted model, not a curated record